AUGACCACUAAUAAUUCUUCUAUAUCAAGUGACAGAACCAUUAGCUCCAUAGAACAUAGGAGUCGGCAUAAAGAAAAGGAAGAGUUGGUAGAAAGUGAUGAAGAAUUGAUUACAAGCAGUGAUGAUUAUGUUCCCGAGAAUGCUUCGAAUGGUGACAACAAUGUUGAUAGAAGCGAAAAAGAAAAAGAGUUUGAUGAAUCCCAAACACCAGGCAAGCAGAAAAGCAAAGAAAUCUCCAACAAAGCUAAGGUUAAUCAUGGUAUGGUCACUGUAAUGACCACUAAUAAUUUUUCUAUAUCAGGUGACAGAACCAUUAGCUCCAUAGAACGUAGGAGUCGGCAUAAAGAAAAGGAAGAGUUGGUAGAAAGUGAUGAAGAAUUGAUUACAAGCAGUGAUGAUUAUGUUCCCGGGACUGAUUCGGAUGAUGAAAGUUCAUCACAUUCGGAAGUAGGUGUAAGUCCAUUGCCAAAAAGGAGUAACCAGAAUGUUGUUAGAAGUGAAAAAGAAAAAGAGUUUGAUGAAUCCCAAACACCAGGCAAGCAGAAUAGCAAAGAAAUCUCCAACAAAUCUAAGGUUAAUCAUGGUAUGGUCACUGUAAUGACCACUAAUAAUUCUUCUAUAUCAAGUGACAGAACCAUUAGCUCCAUAGAACAUAGGAGUCGGCAUAAAGAAAAGGAAGAGUUGGUAGAAAGUGAUGAAGAAUUGAUUACAAGCAGUGAUGAUUAUGUUCCCGAGAAUGCUUCGAAUGGUGACAACAAUGUUGAUAGAAGCGAAAAAGAAAAAGAGUUUGAUGAAUCCCAAACACCAGAAACAGAUCGAAAUGAAAAGUUAUGCCUUAAAAAACGAGAACCCACUAAGGAUACCAAGAUCCUUGUUUAA
Anneissia japonica is the source of this 879-nucleotide messenger RNA. RefSeq names its product myb-like protein X. NCBI's taxonomy places the organism in Eukaryota, Metazoa, Echinodermata, Crinoidea, Comatulida, Comatulidae. The transcript is spliced from 2 exons. Bases 1 to 879 code for a protein of 292 amino acids. The record is from RefSeq and is a predicted model, not a curated record.